This is a messenger RNA of Purpureocillium lilacinum, 804 nucleotides long. Lineage: Eukaryota; Fungi; Ascomycota; Sordariomycetes; Hypocreales; Ophiocordycipitaceae. The record is from RefSeq and is a predicted model, not a curated record.
AUGCCGGACAUGGAAUGUCGUGGACGAGUCGGAAUCGUCAGCCGUUCCCCGUCCCGCCGACGUUGUCAAGAGGGUGUGGCAUGUGGCAUAGGCCACGGCACCCACUGCCUCUCCGUCGCCAACAAGAUGCUAGCGUCCUUCCGGCUUGCUGGUUACAGAAGUUGCAGAUCUGACGAAAAGCUAGUCUUGCUGCAGCCAUUUCAAUGUGCAUAUUGCAGCCUCUCUGCAUCGCCUGUCAUGCAGCUCUCCCGGCUGCCUGCUUCUCUCACCAGAAUGGCAGGCCCAACUCCAUGUGAGACCGUCGCGUCUACAUACCCACUGUACACUGGGUCGUAUGCUGCUCGAGUUGGCAGCAUGGUUCUUGGAACAUGCCUUUCGAAGCCGCUGGAGCGAAGUACAUGUCAAGUUGGGGUGAAGGAGACCACGGAGUACGGACACACAGUGACCUCCCGCUGUUGGGAGAGGCUUGACGUCCAGCGAACAUGUCCGAGAGGAACGGCAACACAAGGACGACAGCUCGAAUCGCUAGCCGCCCUGCACGUGUCGCCUUUUGUUACCCUCUGGGUGGACACCUGCGGGCGUACCCGACGGCAUGCGAGCGGCGGCAGAGACAGAAUUGCCAGGUUGGUGUGCAGAUCGACAGGCAAAGUAGGCGAAGGGUCUCUUGGCCGUGAGUAUAAAGGACAUAUUGACUCCCCAAACUGUGGACAAGCCGUUUGCUGGAAAGUACCAAAUCGGAAAAGGCUGUUUCCUCCACCUGAACGUGAGGCUGCUUCCCUCCAGCCCGGCAAUACACCUGCAUAA